Messenger RNA from Pleuronectes platessa (European plaice), 4399 nucleotides. RefSeq lists its product as uncharacterized. Bases 148 to 4314 code for a protein of 1388 amino acids. Gene Ontology annotation, biological process: proteolysis. The transcript is spliced from 23 exons. Lineage: Eukaryota; Metazoa; Chordata; Actinopteri; Pleuronectiformes; Pleuronectidae. The record is from RefSeq and is a predicted model, not a curated record. Gene Ontology annotation, molecular function: calcium ion binding; serine-type endopeptidase activity.
UUAUAAGUGCUUAUGGAUGCAAAUUGUGAGUGAGACAGGAAGGGGACAGCGGGCCAGUAGGACAGAUGGAAAAUAAAUAAAUAUGAAAAGGGGAAGGUGAAAUAUUGAGGUAGUCUUUUAUUUGAGAAGAGAUUUGACGGGAUCACAAUGUUAAGAUUGAGUCUCCUGCUUGUUCUUCUCUCCCACCCGGCCCACUGCAUGCUGCUGGGAUGGGUGGAGUCUCCAGGGUAUCCCAGUGGAUACCAGCCCCACGCCAGUAUGAACUGGAGCAGGUGUGCCAGCGAAGGCUACACCCUCUCCAUCAGGAUCGUCCACCUGGACCUGGAGGACAGCCAGGACUGUGAAAACGAUGCCGUGAAGAUCUUUUCAAAUGGAAACCUGAUUUCUGUUCUGUGUGGCCAAAGGGACUUUAAGGAGCUACAGUCCUCUGUAAAUCCCUCGCUCGUCUCCUACCCGGGCGGCUGUCUCUCUCUCUCUUUCCACUCGGACUACUCAAACAUCAAGAGGCACAGAGGCUUCAAAGGCUUUUACAGUGUGCAAGACUUUGACGAAUGUGAGGAAGACUCAGAACUUGAAUGCAGUCAGUUCUGCCACAACAUCAUCGGAGGGUACAGGUGCUCCUGUCGCCAUGGUUACCACCUGGGCACGGACAACCACACUUGCACUGUGAGUUGUGGCAAGGAUCUGUCAGGGUUGACCAAAGGGGACAUAUCCAGUCCCUCCUGGCCGGGCUUGUAUGCGGAGAACGCAGACUGUCGGUACACCCUGUCUGUGGAGGCCCACCUGCAGCUGGAGCUGCACUUCUCCGGGGGGUUUGAUGUGGAGCAGAGCCCUGAUGGUCAAUGCAUAGACGCACUGAGGAUUGAGACUCCCUCUGGGAUUAUGGGUCCGUUCUGCGGGCACACGCCCCCCCCGUCUCCCCUCCUUACUCACUCACAUCGUGUCAACAUCAGCUUCACCUCCGACGGCUUCGGCUCCAACAAAGGCUUCACCUUGCACUUCAAGACCAGAGGAAAGGUCUGUCCACCAGGGAUCACCUCCCAAUCCACUGUGACUCCUCAUCAACCAGAGUAUCAACCGGGUCAGACAGUGACAGUAGCCUGUGAACUUGGCCAUAUUGUGAAUACUCGAGGCCUCCUGAUGCUGUCAUCGCAGUAUGAGACCACGUGCCAGAGUACAGGCACCUGGUUCCCUAGUUACCCCUGUGAACCUGUGAAUUGCGGUCAUCCUGACUUCCCAGAAGAUGGCAUCCUUCAGUUGACGGACUCAGAACACUCACACACCCGGUAUAAAGGCCAGAUCCAGCUGAGGUGCAGUUCAAAGUACUACACACUGGAAGGACAAGACAAAUUCACUUGCAGUGCCGGUGGUAAAUGGGAAUCAAGCAGUGGAACGACACAGAUGCCGAAAUGCACUCCAGUGUGUGGGUUGCAUGAAAACGCCCACGGGAGUGCAGGCAGGAUUUUGGGAGGUCGCAAUGCAAACCUGGGAGAAAUACCUUGGCAACUUCUCAUUAAAGAAACAUCUAGAGGAGGAGCAACACUGAUCAAUGACCAAUGGGCCGUCACAGCGGCUCAUGUCGUAGAGACGUUGGAGGAAACCUCUUUGAGACUGUAUGGUGGAUUGGUAGAUGGAAGGACAACGUCAGAUGCAUCGUCUGGUGUGGUGGUCAUGGAUAGCGAGAGGAUCAUCAUUCAUCCUAGCUACACCAGAGUGGUUUCUCCUAAUCAACGCAUUAGUUAUGACAAUGAUAUUGCUCUGAUCAGAUUUACCUCCAGGGUGAAUUUUGGCCCAAACCUCCUUCCCAUAUGUCUGCCGGAGGUGAACAGGGGCUUGCAGGAAAAUGAGCAAGGCACAGUUUCAGGCUGGGGGUUUACAGAAAGGAGGGGUAGCCUCGUGACGGCUCGUAUGCUGCAAUAUGCUGAAAUCGGGGUCUACUCCCUCAGCCGGUGUCAGGAUACACCUCGCAUGCAAGAUGGCCGUUCCAUGAUUUUCACUGGGAACAUGUUCUGUGCUGGAGCAUCAGGGAAGGACAGCUGCCAGAAAGACAGCGGGAGUCCGUUUGUAAUACCCACAUUGUCUGCAGGAACAGGGCCGUAUCAUCUGGCUGGUAUCGUGUCCUGGGGUCCCCCCUGUGAGGACAAGCAGUUCAAGGGUUAUUAUACCAAAGUAAAGAACUAUGUUGACUGGAUCAAGAAGACAAUAGAUGACGUGGAGAAUUCUAAGAAAGGCUUUCUGUUUGUGUCGGCGUGUGGGUGCUGGCCACUGCCCGACCCUGAGCCCCUGAUGCACGGUGAGGUCCAGUCUCCCCAGUAUCCGCAGCCCUACCCUCCCAACCUGCAGGAGCAGUGGGACCUCAGUGUGCCCGAAGGCUACCGGAUCCGAAUUACCUUCACACACAUGGACAUUGAAGCUUCUGCAGGCUGCUACUACGACUCCCUCACAGUUCUCUAUGAUGGAAAAGUGAUGGGAAAGUUUUGUGGCUCUGAGAACUCAGCUGAUGGGCACCAUCCCGACAACCAGCCCAUCUUGUCUCCAAGCAACAGACUCACCCUCAUCUUCCAGACAGAUAACAACAACCCAGAGCGCCACCAGAACGUGGGCUUCUCUGCUCAUUACCAGGCGUUAGACAUAGACGAGUGUUCUGCUCCUGGAGAUGCCUCAGGUCCACUCUGCUCUCAGAUCUGCCUAAACACACUCGGGUCUUACAUCUGCUCCUGUCACCAUGGCUACGAACUUCGCUCAGACCAGCGCAGCUGUGUGUUGUCCUGUGCUGGUGGUAUUUUUGAUGAGCCAGAGGGAUCUCUUCACAGUCCAGGAUAUCCCAACUCCCCACCUCACGCCGUGUCCUGUCAGUACAUCAUUUCUGUCGAACUUGGCUUCACUGUGUCGCUCAACUUCUCUGACAACUUCCACAUCGAGAGUGUUGACACGCAGCAAGGCCUGAGCUGUCUCAAUCACUGGUUGCAGGUGACCGUUCCAAACAGCGAUCCCAUAAAGCUGUGUGGUGUAAAGAGUCCAGAUCUGAUGGUCACAAACUCCAACACUGUCCAGCUGGACUACCACACUGACGACGAAGGCCUGAGCAACGGCUGGAGCCUGGACUACAGCACACACAGGGUGCAGUGUCCAUUUCCUGGUAACGUGGCCGAAGGCAGAGUCACGCCAAUCUUGAACGAAUAUCUCUACAGAGACUACAUCUUUGUGCGCUGUGCCCAAGGAUACAAGCUGAUGAUGGAGGGUCAGGAGAUGGCGAGCUUCUCUACCAUGUGCCAAAGCAAUGGACAGUGGCACCUUCCUCUGCCAGAAUGCCACAUAUUUGAUUGUGGAGAACCUGAACCUCUGCUGAAUGGCGGAGUGACCUUCCUCUCUGGCUUCCAGAACCAGUACCGUUCUGUUGUUCAGUACCACUGUAAUGAACCGUUUUACUCGAUCCUUGGGGCCGUAAAUGUUAGUUUUACCUGUGAAUCAGACAGAAAGUGGAGAUCCAACAAUGAUGUUGUUGUCAGACCAACAUGCAUACCAGUUUGUGGCAAGCCAACACAACACCUCAUUGAGCAUCAAAGGAUUGUUGGAGGCAACACUGCUCCAAAAGAUACCAUCCCCUGGCAAGUGCUACUGAGUAUAGACGGAGGAAGAGGAGGAGGCAUGGUGAUCGCAGACCGCUGGAUUAUGACCGCAGCUCAUGUUGUAGUAAAAGAUGGGAUAACUGCAUUAAACGACACUGUUCGGGUUUAUAUGGGACUUAAUGAUGCUCAGACCAUUGUGGAUUCUCCUGUUAAUGCUGCCUCAGUCCACAUUCACCCUGAUUACAACAACCCUCAGAAUGUAGACUACAACAACGACAUUGCCUUACUCAAACUGCAAGACCCGAUCACAUUCGACCCAUCAGUAAUGCCCAUAUGUUUGCCAGCACAGGAUGCCACAUAUGUCACUGGCAUGAUGGGACUGGUGUCAGGUUUUGGCGUUACAGUAACCGACAAUGUACGUUUUUUAAAUAAUAAGCUGAAUUACGUGCACGUGCCUUUGGUGGACCAGGGCAAAUGCCAUGAAUCAAUUACGUCGUAUAAGAAGAAAAGGAUCAACGUACCAAGCCUGACAAACAACAUGGUUUGUGCUGGAGUCCCUGAAGGAGGGAAGGACUCCUGCCAAGGUGACAGUGGAGGCCCAUACGCCCUGCCGGACCAUGGACGGUAUUGGGCUGCAGGGAUUGUCAGCUGGGGGGCUGGCUGUGGAGUGAAGGGAUCAUAUGGAGUCUACACCAGAGUCGCUAACUACCUGGACUGGAUCACGAAGACCAUGCAGGAGAACUGAGAUUUUCGAAGUACCUCAUGAUGAGAAAACCACAACAUCUCAAAUUAAACAAAUGUUGUUCUAAAUAAAAAACUAAUGAACAAAA